Molecule: messenger RNA, 6315 nt
Organism: Hydatigera taeniaeformis
Lineage: Eukaryota; Metazoa; Platyhelminthes; Cestoda; Cyclophyllidea; Taeniidae
Source: the annotation of a GenBank genome assembly
AUGUCUGACCGCAGUCGCAGUGCUAAGUGUAGUCCAGGGCUUCGUAGACGCAGAAUUCCCGUAAACCAUUGUUCUCCUAAGGGAAGGCUAAGGCUUAUCCAGUUUCUUCAAGAAAACGACUUAGAUAAAGCGUUGCACUGCCUCUCCGAUGAGUGCGCCCUUGAAGACCUCUUACCUGUCCCACGUGAUGUACUUCGAUCGAUCUUUGCCGAAUCACUUUGUACAGUGGAAAUCGAUCGUCUUUGGAAUGCUCUUCAAAACUAUCGUCAAGGAAGCCAAUCCUCUCAAAGCCCUGCGGUGCCGUAUAGAGAUCGUCGUUUCUCAGAUUUUUCCUCAAUAAAUCGUAGCCUGAGCUCGAGCCUCAGUGGAAGUCCGAUCGUCCGUUGCAAUGAUAUUGGUCUUGAUGAAGCCGAUCACAGAAGCGGAAUCGAGGAGAAGGCGAGGGAGGAAGGAGAGUGUAGCAGUUACGUGACUCAUUCACCUUCUCCUUCCAACCUCGAACGCAAGCAUCCUGCGUUUGUAUCAAAAGCGCUACCCGGCUCAGAUGAGUUGGUUUCUGUUCUUCAGCGCACCGCUUCUUGCGGUGUAGCUGACUCAUAUCGCCUCUCUCGGUUCCGACCAGCUUCACUUUCGGUGAACGUUCCUAGUCCUACACACUUUUUGUCCUCCAUGGAAGCUGUUGGAAAUUCUACUACUACUGAAAGAGCAUCUCCAGCCCCAGUGCUAACCACAGGAGCUAGUGCCUCGCUUUUCUCCGUCUCCCCACAACUCUGCUUUUUUGACAAGCAUCGUAGGCCCUCUGGAGAACGAUCCUGUGGUAAUCGAAUGAUUGGGGGUGGGGGUGGUAGCGUAUGGGAUGCGGCCAAUCCGUUUGGCGCCACUUCUUCGCUUUCUCACCGGUCGUCUCUCCUCCUGAUGCCACCGGUGCAUCAAUCACAACUCAGCAAUCCCCCGUCUAUUACAAGUCCAGCAACUGGAGGUUGCGUCUCUAUUCCAAGUUUGUUUACCAUCUUGAAGUCACUUUGCUUUUUUCUUUCAUUAAAACGUGAAACGUACUGUUGUGACGCUUACCCUGAUUCGAACGCUUCCAUCUCCGGUCUGCAGGGCCUUAACAGAACAGUGCCAGAUAUUACUUCUGCUAACUCUGCAAACACCUCACACUCUGCUCGACGUCUUAAAGUGGUAUGUAGCUCCCCACAACAUCACUUAGGCCAUUCGCGAUCUCGCUUUCUCAGCGGUGGCGACCCCUCGUCUGUGACUACGAUGCCACCAACCACUACAUCCAUAGUACCCAUGGAAGUGAGCCCUGUUCGUCCUGCGAAUGGACCAUUGCGCUUAGGAUCCGCUUUCUCGGCAGGACCAGCUAGUCCAAGUCCCCGCUUCGCGACUUCCACUGUACGACCUCCGCUCUCUUCAGCCGAGCCCUCUGCGCUUGCCACCGCAAUGGGCGAACUGCGCAUGGUCCCUGUUGAGGAGACAGCCGUUGCAACACAAAUUUUACCCAGUCCAGUGUUAGCACCUCCCAACAAAGAGCGCUCCUCCUUUCCAAAUCGUGGUAACAAUACUAGUGCCGUUAGCGUCUGUCACCAGUGUGGGAAUUCUCUUGUGGAGGUGGCACAAGCACCCCUUCGCAAUGUGCCACAUAACCUCCCAGCCCACCUUCGCUUGGAAUCACUUCAAUCCUCAGAAAAUCGAAGAUGGUCUCUAGCCUCACUGCCCUCUUCUGGUUAUGGAACUAACACUGCGGGUUCGAGCAAUGUUUCGAGUCAUUACUCCUCAAAGGAGAACAUAGAGGGUGCGCAUCGUCACCCAGCCCUCCACUGUGGCCCUGGAGUGGGUGGUGCUCCUACUACAGCCACCAUCGCAACAGCUACUGCUGCUCCCACUGCCUUUUUCGCGGCCAGUCCAGUAAACAUGACAGGUGAGUCCGCCUCGCCCUCCAGGAAACGUGACUCACCCAUACUGAGACCUCAGCUUCAUCCCAAACCACCACAACCCAACCUUACUCCCGUUACCCGUCCUGCGGGGAGUGUUGCUCGUCUCACCGUGGGCUCUGCUGCACCUUCUGUGGACCUUGUUGAGGACCCCUCCAUUUGCGCUGCGGGUAUCCCCAUCAAACGGGGCACGCCCUCUCCCCAGCUCUGCAGCAAAUGCGCGAAGGCGGGGAAGGGGAAGACACCUCCACCUUCAAUCCCGCUAUCACAACAGCCGCAGACACUGGCGCCCUCACUGCUUCUCUCCGAGUCGGAUGCUCCCGUACCUCCCUCGAUCAAAAUGGCCAGAGCUGGGGUCUCACUCUCCCCGUCUCAACCGCCGAUUCACAAUUCACCGGCUUUCCUCUCCGUCAGUCGACAGAGAUCCAAGAGCUUGAGUCCUGUACGGACCGCAGCGAAUAAUGAACAGGACAUACUUCUUCUCAAUCAUGUCUAUCGUGAACGCUUUCCUAAGGCGUCGGCACAAAUGCAAGACAAUCUGGCACACCUGUGCGAAGAAAUGGAGCAAGAGGAUACGUUUUCGUGGACGGCAGUGGCACGCUUUAUGCAUAGACAGGUGUUGGAAUUGGCACGUGACUGCCUAGAGAAGGCACUAGCUGGUCUUAUUACGUGUCGAUACUUCUUUGAGAUAACUGAAAAACUAGAAAAACUCGUUACUGAUACCCGUGCCAAGUGUCCGGAUUCGGUAGCCUGUGUGACCAACAUGUGCAAUCGGCUGCUGUUGAUUAUUGCUCGGCCGGCUCGUCUACUGGAGUGCCUUGAAUUUGACCCCUGUGAAUUCUACCAAAUGCUCGAGGUAGCCGAAACCCAAGUCAGGCAACAGAGUGAUUCUAAUAAAAUCUUCUGCCCUGAUGUGCCUCGGUACAUAAUCACUAAGCUAGGUCUCAGCAAGCCAGCUGCAACAAACCCUGAAGGUCUGACGGACGGUGAGCCGUGCGACCGUGUAAUCUCCAGCCCGCCCACUCCCACAGUUACCCUUAUGGAAGCUUCUGUUCCCUCCACUUCGCUGCAUUCAGCCAUCGCACCAAUGAAGUCACCCACUUCCGUGCCCGCUCCACAUAUUUCUGCCUCGGAGACCACUGAAACCCAUGCACUCAGAUGGAGGCCUUGUGAAGCAGACUUUGAAAUUAUUAAACUCAUCUCUAACGGCGCAUAUGGAGCUGUUUUUCUUGUGCGUGACCGAAACACUCGUCAGCGAUUUGGUAUGAAGAAGAUGCCAAAGCAGCAUUUGCGCUUGCGGAACCAGGUGGAACAGGUGUUUGCCGAGAGGGACAUUCUCUCGUUUGCUGACAACCCCUUUGUGGUGAGCCUCUACUGCACCUUUGAGACAAAGAAGAGUCUCUGCAUGGUUAUGGAAUUUGUUGAGGGCGGAGAUGUGGCCACACUCUUGAAGAACAUCGGAGGACCUCUCCCUCUCGAUUUGGCUCAAAUGUAUUUUGCUGAAUUGGUACUGGCUCUAGAGUACCUGCACAGUUAUGGAAUUGUGCACCGCGACUUGAAACCUGAUAACUUACUCAUAACUCAUGAAGGCCAUAUUAAACUAACCGACUUUGGACUUUCGCGCAUCGGACUAAUGAAUAUGGCGACUAACUUUUACGAACGCAGCCUUGAUCUCGAAAAGGACUGCAAAAUGUUUAGAGAUAAGCAAGUAUUUGGUACCCCGGAAUAUAUCGCACCCGAAGUCAUCCUCAGACAGGGCUACGGCAAACCUGUGGAUUGGUGGGCCUCCGGUAUUAUACUCUACGAAUUUCUCAUUGGAUGUGUACCGUUUUUUGGCGAAACCAUUGAAGAACUUUUUACCCAGAUUGUCUCAGGCAAUCGAAGAAUAAUGCAUGGUCCAAUUGAAUUGCCUGCUGAGGACGAGGAGGGUUGCCUCUCUCUGGAGUCAACGUCACUGAUAACUCAACUUCUCGAGCGAGAUCCGCUGCUACGUUUGGGCACAGAAACUGGUGCCGCAGAAGUUAAAGCAGCCCCAUUCUUCGAGGGUCUGGAUUGGCGUAACCUCCUCUGCCAGAAGGCCGCCUUUGUGCCACAGUUGGAACAUGAUGAGGAUUGCUCAUACUUUGAUCCUCGUACCGAUAGAUAUCAGCAUGAAGUGGAGGACGAUGAAGAUCUCGACUUCGAAUUCCUCCACUCCUGCCUUGGCGUUCCCAGCGCUUCCCCGUCAUCUGCCAGUUCCGUGAUAUCGGAAUGCUCAAGAUCGGUAUCAAAGGAGCAACUAAAUGAAUUGGGUCAUGUCGCGACUCCCGGUGAGGAGGUGAACGCGACGCUUACAGCCGCGGACGCACGACAAACUGCUGAGCGACUGCACUCUGCUAUAAGCCUUGCUGAAACGUCAGCUGGUGGUGGUGGUGGUGGUGGCAGCAGAGAGAGUGAGGAACUGCCUGAUGAGGCGCUUUUCCAUGCCUUCGCCUCCUGCACUUCACGAUUCUCUAUAGCCAUGGAGAGGGCGGCAAUGGAGACCUUACAGAAAGAGGGUGAAUCUGAUCAUGAAAAGCUGCAGGAGGAAGGAGAGGGGGCACCGGGGCAAGAAGAAAUAACUCCAACGAAGAAGCUCUCAUCUGCAGAGGAGGUUAGUCAAUUUUCCACUAUUCAUUUGUUUUGUUUUGAUUCUUGGAAGGAUGCCUCAUUGACUCCUAAAAAGUCAGGACAUUUGGAUAAGGAGCAGAGUGGGCUGAACGAAUCACCUCGACAACUGUCUCCAUCGGCCUCCACAAGUGCUACUGUUUCUGAUGCUUGCUACAGUGAUCUGGAAGCGGUAGUCCCAUCUGCUCCCUGCGGGAACUCUUCCAGCAACUCAAACGCCUUCACAACCAAAAAGCGGACUUUGGAGGAAUGUACAGAUGAAGAUAUUCAUCUUCGCGAUAAUAACUCUCAACAGAAAACCAAACGAGUGUCGCCGGCUUGGUCGUCCAAUGAUCCGAGCGGUUUCACAGAAAAGCCGCUUUCACCUACUCAGAUAUCUUUAGUUUCGGGCAUUAAGAAGGAGGCGAAGCCAUCAAAACUGCCGAUUCCUUGCCGCCGGAAAGCAUCCAGCCCCAGUCGCUCUCUUGUCCCUGGAACCAUUGUCUCUCAGACCACCACAAAGUCGUCCUCUGCAAACACACGACUGGCUACCGAUAAUUCUGGUACUUCCCGCACAGUCGCCAUUAAACGUGGGCCUCGCGGUUACGGCUUCACUCUUCGUGCCAAGGACGUUUUCUACGGCUCGUCGAACGUCUACACUCUACAUCACAUUGUUGUAGGUGUCGACAGAAAGGGUCCCGCAUAUACUGCUGGCCUGCGUGAGAACGAUGUCAUUCUGCGAGUGAAUGGGCGUGAAGUUGUAGGUCGGCUACACACUGAGAUUGUGCAGCUCAUCUGCUCCUCUCCGGCACCCCUCAGACUCCUCGUAACAACUUUUGCCCAAAGCAACAUUCGCUCAGAUGGAAGGUGGCGUGCUCGAGGUCGUCUUGUGUCACGCCCCAGUCGACGGCUCAAAGCUUUGGUUGCAAGAGGUCCUAAGGCGGCCAGUUCAGGAGAGGAAAGUGGCAUGGAAGGCGGUGGCGGUCGGCGUUUGUUCAAACAUGCGGGUUCUGCAAGUUCUGGCCAGCUUCGAGCUCCCAACACCACAAAUGUGCAGAGUCCAGGACAGCAGGGUCAGCCGCUUGUAAUUGAGCGCAGACAGCGACAUAGACAGCAACUUUCUGGUGAGACCACCACUCAUAGUCUGGUCUCCAGUCUGAAAUCAACCGAGGCUACACAUGAGCCAUCGAGGCACCACAGUCACAGCUUCUCUGUCCUCUCCACCUCUAUCAGACGAAUCGAUCCCACCACUAUGUCAAGUCGAUUGCAUCUCCAACCGCGCAGGUCAACAGAGACGCCCUUGCUUCGUCAGCUGAGCGAGCGCAACCGCUAUGCAUCAGGUACGCCAAAAUUGGAAGCCACAUCGAUCUCCUCAAGUCCUUUGUCCGCGGAGGGCGAGGGACUUGAUCAGCCGAGCUCUCCCUCUGGCGGUCCCCUUGCAGCACGCUCCAACCUCCCUGGGUCUCUUGAUGAACCCGAAAACACUCCCAAGCCCACUCUCUGUGUCUUCCCACCCGCUUCUCCUAAUCCCGUGGCGGCGUCAACAUCCACUUCUACGACCCACAUACCGACUCCUGGGGCUUCUACCUCGCGAUGCCUUCCGAUGCAAGGCUCCACUUCGACGGCAAAAGCAACCGGUCCUGGUCUUAUACGCAUUCGCCGAAGACGACGACAGAGCCAGAACAUCGCUCAUUCUCCAGUUCCCUCCGCCGGCCAUGACCUUUCUUCGUCCUCACAGGGGCCGACGGAUAUGUGA